Molecule: messenger RNA, 1077 nt
Organism: Leishmania braziliensis MHOM/BR/75/M2904
Lineage: Eukaryota; Euglenozoa; Kinetoplastea; Trypanosomatida; Trypanosomatidae
Product: putative protein transport protein Sec13
Exons: 1
Coding region: 1-1077 (358 amino acids)
Biological process (GO): protein import into nucleus; COPII-coated vesicle budding
Cellular component (GO): nuclear pore outer ring; COPII vesicle coat
Molecular function (GO): structural molecule activity; protein binding
Source: RefSeq, a predicted model, not a curated record
AUGAGUGAUACAUUGCUGGACACGGGCCAUUUGGCGGCCGUGACAGACAUUGCGGCGGAUGCGAAUGGUCGGCAUCUCGCCACGGCGAGCAGCGAUGGCACGGUGCACGUUUAUGAGUCCGUCACUACCGCCCCCAAGGAAGCGUCGCAGUACAAGGGUGGACCGCAGCCCACGACGUGGAACCCUGUUGCGGUGCUUCAGUGCAGCGGCGAGGAGCAGGCAGCGACGGUGACGUGUGUGGCGUGGGCACCUCCCGUCUUCUACACGGCUGCCCUCGUCACGUGUACCGAGGCGUCUAAUGAGGUGGCGCUGUGGUGUGACGUGUGUAACGACGCUCAGUAUCGCAAAAUCUACACCUACACCCUGGCAACACCGGGCUGGUGUGUGGCAUGGGCCCCGCACGAGUACGGGAAGCUCUUUGCCGUCGGCUGCGCGGAUGGGGCGGUGGUCGUCUUCACCGGCGGGCCCGACGGCACGUGGGACAUUCGGUCCUUCGAGAGUCACCCACACGGUUGCUGCAGCCUUUCCUUUGCCCCGUUCUUUCCACCGGGGGCGCUGCUCAUGGCGCCUCUGGAAAGGGACCUUAGUAAUGUCCCGGGCAAUGCCCCACCAAUGCCGUUCGCGCCACCUCGUCUGGUGACGUGCGGUGGUGGCCGGUUCGUGAAGCUCUGGACGCACUCGUUUGCACCUCGGUCCGGCGAAGAAGGCAGUGGCGCGCCGGAGUCUGUGUGGGUGUCCAUGGAACUGGAGGCGGCUGAGGCGUUAAGCACCCCAGCGUGGCGGGAGGUGAGUUGGGCCCCGAACCUGGGCUUGCCGUUCACAUACAUUGCGGCUGGGUCAGAGGAUGGGAUGGUGGCGGUCUGGGUUCAGGAUGGACCCGCUUCGAACCCAUGGCAGUGCCGACUUCUGCCCCCACCCCACGGCACCCCCGGUGUGAAUGUGACGAAGCUCUCGUGGUCUCUUGUAGGAACGUUUCUCUUGGUAUCCUACGCUGAUGGCGCGGUGGCGAUGUGGAAGGAGACGGGUAAUAAUGGGGCGUGGCGCGUGGUGAGUGAACUGGAGAACCCGACCUCGUGA